Messenger RNA from Oryzias melastigma (Indian medaka), 2660 nucleotides. It is a transcript of the gene nr1h5, whose product is annotated as nuclear receptor subfamily 1, group H, member 5. The transcript has 10 exons. Gene Ontology annotation, molecular function: zinc ion binding; RNA polymerase II cis-regulatory region sequence-specific DNA binding; nuclear receptor activity. Bases 937 to 2481 code for a protein of 514 amino acids. NCBI's taxonomy places the organism in Eukaryota, Metazoa, Chordata, Actinopteri, Beloniformes, Adrianichthyidae. The record is from RefSeq and is a predicted model, not a curated record. Gene Ontology annotation, biological process: negative regulation of inflammatory response; positive regulation of transcription by RNA polymerase II; cell differentiation.
CCCAGGGACCAUGACACUAAGAAAAAUGCAACAUAUUGGAAAUCGUGAAUACUUUUGCUCGGGUGAAAAGGUGUGUUUAGCCACUAAGAAGCGUCAGUGGCAGGUUGGUUGGAAAGCAUGUAGGACACUGGCCCUCGAGGACAAAGAGACUCUCACACAACAUGUUUCCUGCAGAUGUUGGUUUGGGUGGUGGUCCUCCAGGUUCUGAUGCUCCUACAGACCCGUUCUGCAGAGAACCGGCUGCAUUCCUUCACUCUGAGAUUAACCGCCCUCACACCAGUCAAGGUCCAGUUUGAGUGAGAGUCAUGGGCUCUCCCUGUGACCUUCUGCCACCCACCGCUCCAUCCUGGUUCUCACAAUGAUCCGGUGAAGGGGACGAUGGGAGAGUGGGAGGACACCAUCAAUCCUCAUAAGCACGCUACCAGUCAUCCGGCACUGCUCGCAGAUUUACGGGCCGGCGUCCAGGUCACUCCUCUGUCUUCUUUGGGCUGUCGAGACCUCAACUCCCUAUGCUCUGUCAGCUGUCUUAGAAGGGGGCGGAGCCUCACAAACCCGUAUAAUCUAACUGCUGUUCAAUAUGAACUGCAGCUCAAACAGGACGGCGGUCAGGACGGAGGCCGAGUCUACAGAGUUCCAGGACGAACGGCAGAAGCGCCACCAGCUCCUGGAGCGAGGUCACUUCCAGAUAUCUGGACCGCCCCAGCCUUCAUGACUGUCCCACACUGUUCUCUCAGUCAACCCCCCAGGACUCUUAGACCCUCCUCCAGCUGUCCUCUGCAAGAGCUCAGCUGUGCUGUCCCUCCUCACUGCUCUGAAAGCUGAGGAGGAACGUCAGACCUGCUGUUGUCUGGAGGGGGGGGCGUCUCCUGGUCCUCCAGAUCCUUCACGUCUGCACGGAUCCGUAGUGUUUGGGAGGCAGAAGACGUCACCAACCAGAUGAGAGAGUGGAGCGAGGCCGACAUGAGCUUCUCAGCAGGAGGAGUCCUCUCCAGCUCGGACAGUUACUGCUCCUCGGAGCAGCUCCAGUACUACGAUCUGCUAGCCGAUCCGCUUGGCUGUCCCCUGCAGGACCCGGACCUCCAGCUGCUCCCGUUCAGCCAGCAGCAGCACCUCCCUGCAAACCUGCCCCUUUCCUUGUACAGCGCUCCGCCCUCCUCCACCUCCUCCCAGCUCUGCCACCCUUCAUACCAGUGUGGCGCCGUCUGUCUGGAGGGGCCCUGCCAGCCAGGCCCGGAUCCCCUCUGCGGGGGCCCGGUUCAGGGCUGUGGAUCCGUGGAGCUGCCCCUUGGGCGGAGGUCCCGCCUGGGAAUAGGGGGCAAGAGCAGAGGCCAGGAUGAGCUGUGUGUGGUUUGUGGGGACAAAGCGUCGGGGUAUCACUACAACGCCCUCACCUGUGAGGGCUGUAAAGGUUUCUUCCGGCGCAGUGUGACCAAAAAGGCAGUGUACCGCUGUAAGAGUGGCGGCAGCUGUGAGAUGGACAUGUACAUGAGGAGGAAGUGCCAGGACUGCCGGCUCCGGAAGUGCCGCGCGGUGGGAAUGCUGGCGGAGUGCCUCCUUACGGAAGUGCAGUGCCAGUCCAAGCGCCUGAGGAAGGGGAUGAAGGAUCGAGGACUGGAGGAAGACGACAGCACAGGAACCAGGAGCCUGACACCCACCGCCAGACUACCUGGACAGGUAAAACCACAUGUGGGCUGCCGUCCUGCUGGAAGCCAUACCCACACAGAUCUUCUUGAAGUUAGGGGUGGAGUUUUGGCAUCUGUGCCAAUAACACAGGCUCCGCCCACCAGCCUGAGCAGAGAGCAGAGGUAUUUGGUGGACAGGAUGGUGGAGGCGCAGCGCUCCUGCAAGGAUCAGGGAGGCAGCAGCUGGAUGAUUUCUGAGUGGGCGUGGUCAGAGAACGGGGGGGGCCUGCCUGCUGCGGUGUCGCCACAACUACAAAAGCUGCUGCAGUUUGCCAGGACGGUGCCAGGCUUUGACCUCCUGGAUUUCUCGGAGCAGCACGCUCUUUUGUCCGCUUCCUGGCUGGAGGUGGUGUUUCUGCUGUCAGCGCAGCAGUUCUCCCUCAACCCGUUAAGCCCCAGUCCAGCUCUGCAGCUCUUCAGCGUGUCGGCACAGAGCUGGUUCAGACACGCAGAGGUGAAGGACCACAUGGUGGGGAGGGUGCUGAUGUCCUCAGGAAGCAGUGAGGAUCUCCUCCGCCCAGUGCUUGGCUUCCUGCGUAGCAUGGCGGCGCUGCAGGUCACGGAGGCGGAGUACGCACUGCUCACCGCCACAGCGCUGCUAUGCUCAGACCGAGCGUCUCUGCGGGCGGCCGGUCGUGUGGAGAAGAUGCAGGAGCUGAUCCUGGACCUGCUGUCCAGGCUGUGUGGGGGCCAGGCCCAGGGGGGGCCGCAGCGCUUCGGCCGCCUGCUGGGCCGGCUGACGGAGCUGCAGACUCUUCAUCACAACUACCUCAUUCUGAUAAGAGGCCAACACGGAUGAGGAUCAGACCAAGGGAUUCCUGAAAUGACCUUUGACCUUACAAGCACUAAAGUCAAAACAAAUCUCCACUGAAUUUAAAAAAUCUUUUUUAUAUUUUUAGUUCCUGUAAACAAACUUUCAGCACUUUUACUGAUUUUUCCCAAAUAAAGUGAUAAAAUCCAGUUAUUCAUCCCACUAAU